Sorex fumeus (smoky shrew) is the source of this 799-nucleotide messenger RNA. RefSeq names its product transmembrane protein 42 (gene TMEM42). The record is from RefSeq and is a predicted model, not a curated record. The coding region runs from base 1 to 471 and encodes 156 amino acids. NCBI's taxonomy places the organism in Eukaryota, Metazoa, Chordata, Mammalia, Eulipotyphla, Soricidae. The transcript is spliced from 3 exons.
AUGGCCGAGCCCCCUAGUUCCCCGGGGACUGCGCGCUGCUUUCCCGAAGCUCACGCCGACUUCCCCGCACACCUGCAGGCCGGCGCGAUGCGGCGCCGCUUCUGGGGCGUGUUCAACUGCAUGUGCGCGGGCGCUUUCGGGGCCCUGGCCGCCGCCGCCGCCAAGCUGGCCUUCAGCCGCGAGGCCAGCCUGGCCUUCUCCGUCUUUGCCAUCAUCAUGAUGGGGGCCACCAACACGCUGAUGUGGACGUUCUUUAACCGUGGUCUCACCUUCUCCAUGUCUUCAGCUGUGGCAUCUGUCACCGUGACCUUCUCCAACAUCCUCAGCUCGGCCUUCCUGGGCUACAUGUUGUAUGGAGAGUGCCAGAAGGUGCUGUGGUGGGGGGGCGUGUUUCUCAUUCUCUGCGGACUCACCCUGAUCCAUCGAAUCCUCCCACCCACCCCUGAGGACUCAAUACACAAGAGGAAGUAGUAGCAGCUGGUGGAUGAGGGACCCUUUGGAGGGACCCCAGUGCUGACUCUGGCUGGGACAGGCUUCCUGGGGGUGCAACCUAUGGCUGUCAGAAGAGGGAGAUGCCACCCAGCCCUGGGAAAGCAGCUUCGGAGUGGACCACACUGUCACCACCCUGUCACCAGCCACAUCAGCCUCAGCGUCCUGCCAGAACCUUCCAGAGACAACUGGACGGUGCUCCUGAUCCUCCUGUUCUCAGGCUGGAAGAGCGCUGGGAAUCUGCGGGGUCACUUUGCUUCGCCUAUGGUGCUGGUCCUGUUGGCUGACAGGUGGUUCCCAGGAUGUGAUG